AUGCAUCCCUUUCCCGAAGCUCAAAUGAGCACCGCUUCCGUGGAGGCCAUUUCCAAAAACUACAUCGUUGUCCUCAAGGAAGACGUUGAGGAAGAGAAUUUCGAGACCCAUGUCCAGUCAGUGAUGUCCCAUCACACGGACCGCAUGAGUGCCAGCAGCACCGAAGACUCCAGUCUAGACGGAUUGCGCGAGAGAUGCUGCUUCGGCAGUUUCAAGUCCUACUACGGUGCUUUUCACCCAGACACUCUUGAGCAUAUCAAGAACAGCCCUGAGGUGGACUUUGUCGAACAAGACCAAAUUAUGCGAGUACAGGAAUUUAUCACGCAGAACACAGUUCCAUCGUGGGGUCUUGCACGCAUCUCUCAUAGGGCUAAGGGUGACCUAUCAAGCUACCACUACCACAAGUCCGCCGGCAAGGACACCACUGUUUACAUAAUCGACACUGGUAUCAAUAUCAACCACGAAGAGUUUGGCGGUCGGGCUAAAUGGGGAACUAAUACGGUGGACUCUAUUAAUGAUGAUGAAGGUGGACAUGGGACACAUGUUGCCGGUACUAUCGGCGGCACUACUUAUGGUCUCGCUAAGAACGCCCAACUUAUUGCUGUCAAGGUUCUUGGUGGCAAAGAGGGAACCGGAUCCAACUCUGGUGUCAUGAAGGGCAUUGAAUGGGUUACAUCCAACGCCAGAUCCAAGGGAAAAUCAUCAAAGUGUGUUGCAAACAUGUCUCUUGGUGGUGGAUACUCUGCUGCUCUCAACAAGGUCGUCAACGCCGCUGCUGCCUCUGGCAUCACCUUCGUUGUUGCCGCGGGAAAUGAGGCAGCGGAUGCAUCGACUACCUCACCAGCCUCCGCCGAGUCUGCCAUUACUGUUGGCGCAACCAACAUCAAAGACGAGAUGACUGACUUCUCCAACUUUGGGCCCGCUGUCGAUAUCUUUGCACCAGGACACGAAAUCACUUCGGCGUGGAUUGGCUCAAACAACGCUACCAGGACCAUCAGUGGUACCUCCAUGGCAAGUCCUCAUGUAGCUGGCCUGGCUGCCUGUCUUAUCGCCGAUGAAGGAAUUUCGGGCUCAAAAGCGGUUACUGUUAGGAUGAAGAACCUUGCAGUCCCUGGUUCCGUGACCAACCUUGCCCCUAACACCACCAGCAGGCUUGCCUACAACAACAGUGGUAAAUAG
This is a messenger RNA of Morchella importuna, 1179 nucleotides long. RefSeq lists its product as uncharacterized. The transcript has 3 exons. Gene Ontology annotation, molecular function: serine-type endopeptidase activity. Bases 1 to 1179 code for a protein of 392 amino acids. Gene Ontology annotation, biological process: proteolysis. Lineage: Eukaryota; Fungi; Ascomycota; Pezizomycetes; Pezizales; Morchellaceae. The record is from RefSeq and is a predicted model, not a curated record.